AUGGGGACUGGGCUGCAUUCAAGAUCUUCUGCAACUGUUAUAAUUGACCAUAUUGCAUAUGAGAUGCGUUCCACAAUUUGCAAGACCAUCAAAGAAAACAAAGGGAAAGUGUCUAUUCUGAUCGACGAGUCUACUACUGUGUCUGGUAUUUCAACACUGAUAAUUUACUUAAAAGCUCAACUCGAAAGGUCAGAAGAAGCACAAUUCUUGUUUCUGGACUUGGUGGAGUUGACAAAUGGUCAAAGUGCAAAAGAGGUUCAUACAGCACUACUUGCUUGUUUAAAACGGCAUGGGUUUGACAUGGAUUACUUGCAAGAACAUUUUGUUGCAUUUACAACAGACGGAGCUAGUGUCUUGACUGGAAAGAAGUCGGGAGUCAUGGAGCUACUUAUGAAUGAUUUUCCAAAUCUCAUCACCUGGCACUGUUUGAAUCAUCGCCUAGAACUUGCGGUUGACGAUGCGAUUUCAGAAUUGACGGGAAUAAACCAUUUUAAGAUUUUUGUUGAAAGACUGUAUUCAAUUUACAGCCAAUCGCCCAAAAAUGUGCGUGAACUACGAGAAGUUGCUAAAAGUCUAGAUGUCCAGCUUCUAAAGAUCGGUAAGGUACUGAGUACGAGAUGGGUUGCGAGUAGUCACAGGACGGUUUUGGCAGUUUGGAACAACUACGAAGCACUCUGCAAACACUUCAAAGACAAAGCAGCUGAAAAAGGAAAGAAUUCAACAAUGUACGAGGGGUUAAACAAGCGAAUCCAGUCGGAGGAAUUCUUGUUGGACUUGGCACUCAUGUGUGAUGUUCUUUUUGAGCUUUCUGAGCUCUCCGAGGCCAUGCAACACCGUUCAAUGAACAUUGUCAAAGCCGACAGAUGUAUCAAGCGGUCCAUGAGAAGCAUCGAAACAUUGAAGCGCAAGACUGGAACAAAGUUGAUGAUAGCCAAGGAUGCGGUCAAGGAAGGAAAAUUUGGCACUGUACCGCUAGUUUCCAAUGGUAGACAUGUCAAUAUUGAUGCUAAUGCACUAAUAGACAAAUUGCUAGAUGCAAUGAAAGAUCGUCUCUUUGCCACAUGUGCCUCUGGAACUGUUCGCGAAAGUGCUGCCUAUCAGAAGCUUCUUGAUCAGAUUUGCGUUCUCUACCCGACUUAUUGGCCACAGGAUCUUGAUCUAAAUUAUGGUGAGGAAGAGGUACGAUCAUUGUGCGAUCGGUUUUCCCUUUCAAGAAGUUCAACAGUGCCUGCGUUCCAAGACUAUGUUGAUAGUCAAGGGAGACGAGUACCUGACGAUCUCCAACCUCUAUUGAGAUGUUGCUCCUGUAUCCCGGUCUCAUCGGCAGAAUGCGAACGUGGGUUUAGUCAAAUGAACUUGGUUUGUACGUCAGUAAGAAAUCGCCUACUUGUUGAACGAAUAUCGAAUUUAAUGUUUAUUAAACUUGUUGGUCCUCCGAUUAAUGCUUGGAAUCCAGAAAAAUAUACUAAGUCCUGGCUGCGAAAACAUCAUUCGGCCAAUGAUGAAAGAGUAAGAAAGAGAAAGUUAGAGGAAGAUGCUGAAAGUCAGCAGGAGCAGACAGUCGCAAAACAACGACUUUGGCAAUUACUUUAG
This is a messenger RNA of Dendronephthya gigantea, 1593 nucleotides long. RefSeq names its product E3 SUMO-protein ligase KIAA1586-like. Bases 1 to 1593 code for a protein of 530 amino acids. The transcript has a single exon. The record is from RefSeq and is a predicted model, not a curated record. Lineage: Eukaryota; Metazoa; Cnidaria; Anthozoa; Malacalcyonacea; Nephtheidae. Gene Ontology annotation, molecular function: protein dimerization activity.